Molecule: messenger RNA, 2256 nt
Organism: Stereum hirsutum FP-91666 SS1
Lineage: Eukaryota; Fungi; Basidiomycota; Agaricomycetes; Russulales; Stereaceae
Exons: 9
Coding region: 1-2256 (751 amino acids)
Source: RefSeq, a predicted model, not a curated record
AUGUCUACGCUCUCCGGCAGUUAUAAUCUGCUGUACUGCGGUCGUCCUCAUCACUCCGACUUUGGCUUAACAUCCCCAGAUGAAAUGGCGGCUCUCGAACGAUAUUACAAAGCCUAUGCGGGUUCCAUCAACAUAGACAUCGACGUGAUAGACUUGCCCCAAGUAGAUUACAUCAAACAACUCAAGGAUGCCCAGGACCGCGCAGCGACGAUCACUUUGAGCGAGUUAGAGAGAAAGGCAUCAACAGGCGAUGCGGAGGCGAUGAUUGAGUUAGCAUUAAGCUUAAAGCCAACUCCGGAGGACAGAGUGCUCGCAGCGACGGCGACUUGCUACAACGCUGAAUACUACUCGGCCGCAUUCGACGAAGAUCCUAGUACUAGCAAGCUCUGCCGUGCAGUCGAGUGUGCGGACUAUGCAGUCAUUUUGGGCUGUACCGCACCUCAUGUGCUGCACGUCGCCCAACUUUAUAAAAGGAUAUUAUCCAGGCCCGAUUUGGACGUGCUGCUCCCUCCCGAGGCACUGGCGGAUCUCAUCUCGCUACGAACGGAGUGGAAAGAUCUUUUCGAUCUAUAUGAUAGGAGGGAAAAGGACUGGAAACUGCACAAGAAAUACUGCAAGCCACGGGAGGAUUCCACAUCCGCUUCCAUCGAGAGCUCUACUGCAUUGUCGCCUUCGCCGCCUACGCCGGAAGAGCCCAAGAAGACUAAGAAGAACCGGAAGAACGUCGCCGACAAGGAGCGAAAGCACAGGGAACUGACGCUGAGUAUUGCGGAGAACCUGGAGAUCUCUUCGAGCCGUCUGAAUGCGAAUGAGAUGAAGGCGUUGCACGCGUUGUGGACCGACGAGAGAUAUGAGAUUCAUCAAACCGAGAUGUCUGGCUUUCUACGUGAACUUAACAUGGAAAGGGAGGAGGUUCCCGCCGACUUCGACUUCGGUGAUAUCGACUCUGUAGAAGAACUGAACACCCUCCUGCGAUACUGUCAAGUUUAUUCAUGCGCUGUCCCUAUCGAUAUAGAAGACACCGAUACACCCCCAAUGAACAUCCUCAAAUCCGUGCAGGAUGCUCAGAAGCGUAUUGCGAAGACGUCUCUGAGAGAGUUGGAAAGGAAGGCAGCGGCUGGCGAUUGGGAGAUGAUGACAGAACUGGGCUUGAGGAAGUAUGUUGGUCUUGGUACUCCGCCAGACGAGAAGGCUGCAAAUGUACUUUGGUCAAACGUCUUGAAGUCCGCCACGGCGGCUCCACGGAUCAAGCGUCUCACUCAAAAGGACAAAUCCAUUGCAGCUACGGCAGCUUGCUACAAUGCAAAUCACUACCUUGAACGUUUCGACAGAGAAGAAAUCCCACAUACUUCCGACAUCACCAACGCCGCUCUCUACGCUGAUUGUGCUGCGACUCUGGGGUGUACUGCGCCCUCGGUUCUACAUGUCGGACAACGAUAUAAGCAAAUCCUAUCCCAUGCUGACAAUAUCGUCGACCCCGAGGCGUUGCAGGAAUUCAAGUUCAUGGCGACGAGGGUGGAUAUGCUCUGGGGGAUGGUAGAGAGGAGGGAUAAGGUGAUGAAUGCGGCAAGGAGGAAGAGGGAGGCUAAGGAGAGGAGAAAACCGAAUGCGUAUCAAUGUGCGAACGACGGGUGCCCUGUGCGGGCUUCGUCGCAAAUGGGUCUGAAACAGUGCGCUGGCCCGUGCCCCGAAGAGUAUAAGCCGUCAUAUUGUAGUAAGGAGUGCCAACGGAAUGACUGGAAGAUUCACAAGACAGAAUGCAGGCCACGAGAGAAGACACCAGACAUUUCACCCCCACCAGAUAACCAGAACGGCAGUGUGCUCCAGGACGAUGACGACGACAGUGCUGCAGAGCUCGACGCGCUCAGCAGCAAGACGAAAAAGAAUCGGAAGAAGAGUCUGCAGAAGAAACUAAAGAAGAAGGAGCUAAAGUUGAGGAUGACGGGAUCGGGAAUAAUCGAUGAUAUGGAGGUCACCUCGCACACCAUGGGCGUGGAAGAGAUGAAGGAGUUUCACGCAGCCGUAGCUGAAAGGGAGGCUUGGGAGGCGCGUCAAGAAAAUGCGGGCACCACAAGACAAGUCGACAUCGUCGCGAGAAUGGCUUCUCUCAAGCGAUCGUGUCACCUCAAGGAUCUCGAGGGGAAGCAAAUGUCGCUUAUAUUCGGUGGGUUGUACGACCUUGUAAAGAGUGACGUAGUGUUCGCUCUGCCUGGGGAGAAUGUUGGGCGAACCUGCGUCGAGAAACCUUCUCUGUGA